AGCAAAUUGGGCCUAGAAGCAUGACCCAAGGGAAAGAUUUAUAAGUUAUUUAUUUAUUGGAUUGGGCCUAGUGGCUUGAACCAAAUAAGGGCUCAUAAUUAGUUUAUGUUUUAAAAGGAUUAGGUGUGGAAUGGGUUCAAUGGAUAAUCAGCCUCUUAAUGUAAAAAGUAUUUGUAGAAUAAAAAAAAAAGGUUUGGCGGGUUUGAAUGGUUCAAUGUUGGUUUGAUCGGUUCAUUGAGAUGGAUCAAAUCGAAAAGUUCACUGGCUGGUCCGAUCCGAUUUUUAAAGACAUUAUGAGUGGAAUUUGAAUCAUAUAACUUGACCAACCCAAUAAACCAGAAUCUAAUCCAAACAACCCGAGUUCAAGUUUGGCUUUGAUUAAGAACCUUGAAUUAGAGGUUGGGUUAAAAUCGAUUGUUUUUGUUAAUGAGGGUUGAACUUGGGUUAGCUAUUAACCCUACCUAAUUCGUCGAAUUGUAAUCCUAACAGGGUAAAAUCCUACCUACGAUGGUCGCAUUCGGGUUGUCCUAUUUAUGAUGGUAUUGAUGGUUGCAUUCGACGUCUUGUGAUGUGAGAUUGAACCUUAAUUAUAGAGUGAGAUGGUUAUGGUCUAAUUACAUUUAUGUGGUAGAGGGUGGGCCUUGUAAUGGCAUCAUGACAAUCAUCAUAUGGAGAUAGGCAUUUUGCCACGUGGCAAGGGAUUUUGUGCAAAAAAAAUAUUUGAUUUUUUUUUAAGACCAUUUUUGAGAAUUUAUUCUAAAAAAAAUCAAGACAAAUUUAAUGUAUCUAGGUAUUAUAUAUAUAUAUAUAUUAUGAAAAAUAAAUAUAAAUAUGAAAUCUACUUUAGAAACUUUUAUAUUAUAAGUAUAUAAUACUUUUAAAAAAUAAAUGAAAAACUUCAAUUUUAAAUAGAAAUUUUUUCCUCAAAGAAAUUAAAAAUUAUUUUUUAUAACUAUUCUCUAAAAUUAUUUCAUGAGAAAUAUUGAAAAAAAGAACAAAUUAUUAAACAAAUAAAACUAUCAUCAAACCCUAAAGAACACGUUAGGAUAACCCAAUUAGUUAAGGCAAACACUGAGAAGUGUGGUCUCAAUAAGUGAUACAUGGUCUGAGUUUGAAUUAUAUCACUGAUAAUACCCUAAAUUUACCCCAUACUGGUAUUUGUAGGGUGAUUAGCAUCUCGAUGUUUGGGUUAAAAAAUGGAAUAUUUAAAACCAUUAUAGGAGAAUUGUGCUUUGAGGUUAGUUGGGACUAAUAAUUGGCUCAAGAUCGUCUUAUCACCCGUAUUUUAACUCAAAACUUAAUGAUAUAGUAGAAAUUGAAGUGAAUGAUAUUACUUUUCAAAAAUCCCCAAAAAACUAUUGACAGUUAAAUUAAAAAAACUAACCAUUCUCUCUUUCACUCUCUUUAUUUACCUUGCCUUUCUCUCAUAUACUUCUUAAAAUUUUUAUAACUUUUUUAUUUCAUAUUUAUCCAAUUUAUAAAAUAAAGAUUUUGUUGUUAAAUAAUUUUAUUGUGAAAUUGAUCUUUUUAAAUUAAUUUUUUUAUCCAUAUUUAUUUCAUGUAAUAAACAAAUAUUUUAAAUAAAAAAAAUCUACUUCAAUUUAUUUAUAUAAGGAUUACAUUAAAUCAAAAAAUAUUUUUAAUUGAUGGAUAUUGAAAUUGGUUUUUCUUAAAUUUUAGUUAUUUAAUAUAAUAAAAUUAGAAUUCAAAAUAGACCCAACUUCCUUAAUUCAUAAGAAAUAAUUUUUUUAUUAAAUGGUUGAUAACAAACUAAAAACUAUUAUUAUAUACUUUUAAAUAAUAUUGAUAUAAAAAUAAAAAUAAAAUAGACAAUACAUUAUUUUUAUUUAUUAUAAAUUAUAUAUUUUAAUAAUAUAAAAUAUCAUCACUUAAUUAUUAUUAAAUUUGUAUUGUAUAUAUUUUAAUGGGUAUUUGAUAUCAUUUUUAUCACUUGUACAAGUUAUAAGGACAUUUUCAACGCAUGAUUCUCCCCAAAACGCAGCGUUGAUGGUCGUCCAAACACCGCGUGCAGUGCAGUUGACAGUAGAUCCCGUCCAAGACGUAUCGGCCGCGUAACGCGUUUAGUCUCACGUCCCCAUGGCCUUUUUUUUGGUUCUCUUUUUUUAGGGGGUCAAAUUUGGUCACCGGAUGGGCAUUGGGCAUCAUUCAUCACUCAUCUUAUCGCAGUCCACAUCUCCACAGUCCCCACACUCUCCUUCCAAAUUUCCUCCCAACACUCGAAAGUGCUAGGCGAGAAAAAAACUUGGAAUUCCCACUAAUUCUCCGAAGUGAAAGACAAGAAAUAAGAAAAAAACGACGAAAAGCCCGGAAGAUUGAAUGGAUGCAGAAACUUCAUUGUUUGAGAGCAGUGAGAUGCUGGCGACUUUCAUAUCUUCAACGCCUGUGCUACAAGAUUCAUGGAGGCUUUGCAGCCUCGCAAACACCUCUGCGAGUGUCGUUACCGAUCAAGUUCGAGGCAUCGCUUACGUGGCCUUCUCGGGGACCAUUAUGCCCCCUCUUGCAGACCCCAGCUGCGCUAACUUGGAGGCUUUGGACCGCCCCCCUGAUGGCCUUUUUCCACCGUUGCAGCAGCGCCAUGCUCAGCAUCAGCACGAAGACCCUCCUAUGCUUCAUGCUGCCAUUUUACAUCACUUCCUCUCCUUGUACACCUCACCGGCCUUUCUUAAUCAGAUUUUGACAGUAAUAGAGAAAAGCAAGGCAGUUGUGAUGACAGGCCACUCCAUGGGAGGUGCAGUUGCCUCUCUUUCAGCACUUUGGCUCCUCUCCCAUCUCCAAUCCACUUCUUCUGCCCUUCCAGUCCUGUGCAUCACAUUUGGCUCCCCACUGCUAGGCAAUGAGGCCCUUUCACGAGCAAUUCUCCGAGAAAGAUGGGCUGGAAACUUCUGCCAUGUUGUUUCAAACCACGACUUCGUGCCAAGACUCUUCUUGGCUCCUUUACCUUCCUUGUCUACCCAGCAGCCACAUUUUGUCCGACAAUUCUGGCACUUGUUGAUGACUUCUCUGCAAUCAGUUUCAGAGACAAUCCAGUUAUUUCGUUCUGUGUUGCCUUUCGUUCAGGCAUCGGCGGCCACCACAGGAGAAGGAUGGGUUAAAAGUCCGUUCAGCCCGUUUGGGAACUACUUGUUUUUUUCUGAAGAGGGAGCUGUAUGUGUCAAUGAUGCUGCAGCUGCUGUUAAGAUGCUAGAGUUGAUGUUUACAACAGCGUCACCUGGUUCUAGCAUUGAGGAUCAUCUCAAGUAUGGGGAUUAUGUUGGGAAAGCUUCUUGGCAGUUGUUGAUGAGGAAAAGCUUCACCCAAGGAGAACCUCCGGAGUCGAGCUAUGAAGCAGGGGUUGCUUUGGCUGUGCAGUCCUGUGGGCUAGCUGGGCAGGAGUCAAUUGCCGGACCAGCCAAAGAUUGCCUAAAGAUGGCCAAGAGGGUGAAUCCGUUACCGCCACACCUGAAUAGCGCUAACCUUGCCAUAACCCUGUCCAAAAACGUCCCAUACAGAGCCCAGAUAGAGUGGUUCAAAGCAUCAUGCGACAAGUCGGAUGAUCAAAUGGGCUACUACGACUCCUUCAAACUAAGAGGAGCCUCAAAGAAAGGUGCUAAGAUCAACAUGAACCGGUGCCUGCUUGCAGGGUUUUGGGAUAAUGUCAUCUAUAUGCUCGAAAGCAACCAACUACCUCACGAUUUUAAUAAGAGGGCGAAAUGGGUGAAUGCCUCUCAAUUUUAUAAACUCCUGGUGGAGCCGCUGGACAUUGCAGAGUACUAUAGGACUGGGAAGCACCGCACCCAGGGACAUUACUUGAAGAAUGGUCGAGAGAAAAGGUAUGAGAUUUUUGAUAGAUGGUGGAAAGGGAGAGAGGCUGGGGAUGAAGAAAAUAACAAGAGGACUUCUUAUGCGAGUUUGACACAAGAUUCAUGCUUCUGGGCAAGAGUAGAGGAAGCCAAGGACUGGUUAGACCAGGUUAGGAGUGAGAGCGAUACGGGGAGGUCAGAUAUGUUAUGGCAAGAUAUUGACAGGUUUGAAAGUUAUGCUACAAGAUUGGUUGAGAACAAGGAAGUUUCCAUAGAUGUCCUGGCAAAGAAUUCAAGCUUUACUUUGUUGAUGGAAGAACUGCAAGAUUUCAAAAAAAAAACCCAGCAAUUCCCACCUCAGUUUCCAGCCUUUUGGAAUGAAGAGAUGGUUCCUUAAAAUUCAUCUUCUAAAAGCUUUGUAAUACACCAGUGCUGUGAUUUUAGUGUUGCAUGUAUAUAUAUGACUGUUAUCAUAAUUUAUGAAAAAGGUUUUGUAUCACAAA
Molecule: messenger RNA, 4303 nt
Organism: Vitis vinifera (wine grape)
Lineage: Eukaryota; Viridiplantae; Streptophyta; Magnoliopsida; Vitales; Vitaceae
Product: lipase-like PAD4
Exons: 4
Coding region: 2338-4197 (619 amino acids)
Biological process (GO): lipid metabolic process
Source: RefSeq, a predicted model, not a curated record